GUUCUACACCACAACAUACCGGUGCAUAAACUUAAUGCUUUGACGGACAAUUCUUCUCUUUUGAUUCUUCUUUCUUCUUCCUCUUAAUGUCUAUUCAUCAAUCCAAGGUUUAAGACCAAGCUACAAGUAAGACUUAUAUACAUUCAUAUAUCGAUUCAAUUUUUGAGUUUCUGUUGAGAAGUUUGGGAGAUCCUUUUAACGAGGAAUUCGGUGCACAGUACGAAUUUUGAUAUCUCGUUAAAUAAGUCAAGCCACCUAUUGUAUACAUUGCAUAUACACAUACAUAUAUAUUUACAUUUACAUAUCUAUCUACGUCGAAAGAAUUCUUUAUAAAUCUCAUUUCAUAAUUCAACAAGACCCAUUUUUUUCAUCUCAUAAUCCAAUUCCUAUCGCGGCAGAUUUUCGUUUGGUACAGAUAUUACUUGUCAAGUGUACCUACCUCCUGCCUGCUUCUUUACCGCAUUUUCCCAACCUCCGAAACUUAUCAAACGCCAACACUGCCUUCUUGCGAAUCUUGCAUCACCACGCACCCAUCUUCAGCUAUUUUCAUCAGCAAUCAACCCUUUUGUCUCACUCUCUAACUUCCGGAGGGUUUGUUUGUGCUUCCCGGCGUGGAUCUUUUCUGCAUCAUCAGAGUAAUACGACUUAAUUCAACGAUCGACCUUAAUCUAUCGAUCUAACGACUCCAACAAUUGACAAGUUAAAUCGUUAACAAUCAUUACUUGUGUGUUUCAUAUUCUGGGACUUGCUAAAUGAAGUAAAUGUGCAUGCACACACGAGUUCACCUCAUCUGACCGCUGACCGCCUUUAUAUCCACAACUACAUAGGUAGUUAGCAGAUCAAGCGGAGCAACUAGGAACAACCAAGACCAAACCGGAGUCACAUUUUUUUUAGAACUUAUCAGGGUCGUCAUUCCAUCUUCGUCGGAUGUUACUUUUUCUCGGCAUAAUUUGGGGCAAUAUUUGAAAUACAUACAUUCACCGUUUCCCUCUCACCGUUAACACGUUACACCGUUCACGCCACCUUGAUUCGAGUCGUUCAUCUUUACUUCGGUUUGGGAAUAUACAUACGUACAUACGUACAUACAUACAUAAAUACAUACGCAUUCGUUCGACUUUUCACAAGUAUAAGAAAAUACACCGCAUUUUAUAUUUCGAAAUCAGCACAAUUAUCCUAAACAACAAACAACAUAAAGAACGAAACAUAAAUCCAAAUUAUACACACUAGGCGCCGUAACCGAAAAUGGCGUCCCGCGGUCGAGAAUCCUCCCGUCCUCCAACCAUAGUUACAGCUGCUACCGAAAAAGAAGCUCGUCGUGUUCUUCAAUGGCAAGAAGAAGUUGCCAGAAGUACUGCUGGUAGUUCCACUUCACCCACUUCAGACGAAGCAUACCGUGCUGUAGCUCCAAGUCACGUUUCCAGAGCACCUGCCCGAACACAAGUUUCCCAUGCUCCUCAAUCUCAAGCUCCAGAACACCCACCUUUUCGAAGAGCAGAAACUUUCCCCAGAGUUAUGAGACGAGAAACUUAUGCAGGUCAUGGACAUCCCGGUACACAAGUUAGUAUCCGCAGAGACAUGAGUCAUGAUGAAGAGCAAACCGUCUACGUAGACGAGGUAGAACGAGCCGAGCAAGAGAAGGAGAAGGAGAAAAAUGGUGGUCUCUUCGGCAUGACCAACAAAGCUCUCGUGGGUACUUUUCUUGGCGCGGCUGCAGGCGCUGCAUUCGCAUAUGCAAUGGUCAAAAGCGAAGACCCCGAAUACGAAUUAGAACCAGAGCGUAAAUCCAUGCCGGGUCUAAGAAGAAGCUACACCACUGGCCAUGCGGAAACUAUCGCAAGCAGCACGAAAGGUUCAAAUUCCGGAGGCCCAGAGCGCAGAUAUAGAGUUAUUGAAGCGCCGCAUGCUCCUAUGCCUCCCCCUGCCUCCAGCUACUCGCGCAUCCAACGCGAUCGCGAACGUGAGAGAGAGGGCGUGCUAAGCCCCAUUGAAGAACGUAGUUACUACAGCUCUGGCGCACCCUCCAACACAGGCACGAAAAUCCGUCCUCGUCACACAGCCGAUCAGGGCGAAGGAUCGAAUGCCGGAACCGCAAGACCGCCCACCGCGAUCAACAUCAGAGAUAAAGCCCAAAGCAUCGCGCCCACCAAAGUAAGCGAGCGAACCAGCACCGUCAAAGCCGUCAGUCGUGCACCCACCCAAAUCUCGCGCGCCCCCAAAAGUCAAGUUAGCGUGCGCGAAUCCGAAUACGAGUACGGACCUGCUCCGACCCAGGUUUCCGCAGCGCCAGCGCGCUAUUCUCAGGCGCCUAGAGGCGAUGAUGCAAAAAUAGGCGCGAACUCGAGGGCACCCUCACAUCUAGGCGUUAGCGAGCGUGAACGCGAACGUAUUCCUCGAUCGGAAGCGACGUGGGAGCGAGACGAUGUGUCGGUUAGUGCGGUGAGCGAGCGUAGUCGUGCGAGAGAUGUGCCGCUUCCAGCGUCGACGGUCGUGAGUGCGAGGUAUGGCGGCGGAUAUAGGGAGCAGGGAAGUGGGUAUACGCACGCGGGAGAUCGGGAGAGGGAUGCGGAGAGGAGGGGCGAGAGGGAUGGGAAUGAUAGGAAGAGUUGUUUUGAUCGCGGGGUGGAUGAGGAUGGGAAGAGCUAUUUUAAUCCGAGGGGUGCGAUGAGCGUGGCGCCUUCGGAUAGUGUGAGUAGUGUGGGGAGUAAGAGGGAGAGGAUCGAGAGGUUGAGAGGGAGAAUGGAGAGGGAUUUGAGGGUUUAGCGCUAGGCGGUGCUGACUGAUAUCGUCUCGUCUUUUGACAUCUCUCUAUCUCUCCACGUGAAGAUAUACUCGGGUUCGGCUGUUUCAACUCUUUUGCCAUUUUACGAUUUUACAUUUCUUCACAUUGUUUAUCUUGUCUAUUUGUUCCUCUACAUAGUUUGGUCAUUGGUCCUGUUCUGAUACUUUUUAUCUUUGUUUUUUUUUUGUUUUUGUUUUUUUUCUCGCGUCGUCUUUGUUCGCUUGCUUGCUCGGUUUUGUUCUGUAUGUAUGGAUGAAUGAAUGGAUGGUAUGCUUGGAGCGGGGAAUUAAUUGUUUGUGAAUGAGAAAAAUUGGAUGGUGGGUGGGAUGGGACGAUGGUGCGAUGAAUAUAUGCAUAUAUGAAUGAGUAAAUGAAUGAAUGAAAAAAUUGAUUAUAGGGUGUUUUUGGUUUUUGCGUUUGUGUUUGUUUGUUUGUUUGUGAUAGGUUCGGUUUUGCAGGUGGUGGAUUUGGUUGGGUGCGGUGCGGUGUGGUGUAUUGAUGGGGUAGGGGGUUUGAUGGGCUUUCCUCUGGAGUGAGAGGUUGGAGAGUAGAGAGUUGUGGGCAGGAUUUACCGGCGGCUAGAGUAUCUCGAUGCAGGGGAACUUUGUCUUUGAGGAUUUUGUUUAGAUGGUGCCGAUUUGGGGAAUGAGGUGAGGAGGGGCGGAGGUGUGGUACGAGGUCGAGUGGGUUUAGUGGCCUUGACGUGUAGUAUUUAUCUUGGCUUUUGACGACUUCACGCAUACAAGCUCUGUUUUCAUCUUUUUCAAGAUCGGUGAUUGUGGUCUUGGGGGAGGUGCAUCUUCUUGUCUUUCUUUGAGAGCUACGUCGUAAAUGGAACGUGGACGAGAUUGAGGGCCCAUUCGGAUCGAUUUUUUAAACGAUAUAAAGCUAUAUUUGUUGGCAAUAUAGGUCUAAAUGAGUGUUUAUCAAAUGCAAAUAUUGCUCAACAAUUUAUAUUAAUAACAAAAUUGA
Messenger RNA from Botrytis cinerea B05.10, 3751 nucleotides. RefSeq lists its product as hypothetical. The transcript has 2 exons. Bases 1243 to 2760 code for a protein of 505 amino acids. Lineage: Eukaryota; Fungi; Ascomycota; Leotiomycetes; Helotiales; Sclerotiniaceae. The record is from RefSeq and is a predicted model, not a curated record.